AUGUGGUUACUCAGGCGGAGGUCAUAUUUAGUUAAAUUAUUUAUUUUUGUUGGUAUUUUUUGGUUAGCAACUUUAUAUAUCUAUAAUAAUAGUACUAGUUCAACGGGUAGUCUACAAGAUAAGAUUGAUGCAUUAGGUCCCCGUGGUGCUAUUUUAAAAGCAGCAGUUGACAAAGAACUAAAAGAUCAUGUUGAUAAGGAAGAAACUGAGGAAUUGGAAGAAAAAAAAUUAAAGCAAAAAAAAAAAAUUAAAGAAGAUGAAUUAGAGGAAGAGAAAAUUUAUGAUAAAGAUGAAAAAACUGAAAAAAAAGAUAGUGGUGAUGAUAAAGAAGAAACAGAAGAAGAGCAACAUAAAAAUGAUGGUUUUAUACCACCUCCAAAAAGCUUAGUACCCGAUCCAGAUUCACCAAUUUAUAAGAAAGGUGAUCCUAAUCAGGCUGGUGAAAACGGGAAAGGUGUCAAAAUUAAUAAAACUUUAUUAAGUAAAGAUGAAUUAGUACUAUUUGAAACUGGUUUUAAAAAUAAUGCCUUUAAUCAGUAUGCUUCUGAUAUGAUUUCUAUUCAUAGAUCUUUACCAACUGAUAUUGAUGAAGAGUGUAAGACAGCAGUAUUUGAACCGGAUCUCCCUGAAACUUCUAUAAUUAUGUGUUUCCAUAAUGAAGCAUGGUCUGUAUUAUUACGUUCUGUUCAUUCAAUUUUGGACAGGUCACCAGAACAUUUAAUAAAAGAAAUUAUAUUAGUUGAUGAUUUUUCAAAUAUGCAACAUCUAAAAAAACAACUAGAUGAUUAUAUGAGUCAAUAUCCUAAAGUUAAAAUUCUUAGACUUCCAGAUCGUGUUGGGCUUAUUCGUGCAAGAUUAGAGGGUGCCAAAAUUGCAACAGGAAAAGUUUUAACAUUCCUUGAUUCACAUAUUGAAUGUAUGGAAAGAUGGUUGGAGCCACUUCUUACAUUAAUUGCUAAAAAUAAAUCAACUGUUGUUUGUCCUGUUAUUGAUGUAAUUGAUGAUGAAGAUUUUACCUAUCAUUAUUCUAAAGCAGCUCAUACUAAUGUUGGUGGUUUUGAUUGGGGUCUUCAAUUUAAUUGGCAUCCAAUUCCAGCAAGAGAUAAAGUAGGUAGAAAACCAACUGAUCCAGUUCGUUCACCUACCAUGGCUGGUGGUUUGUUUUCAAUUGACAAAUCAUAUUUUGAAUAUCUUGGUGCUUAUGAUCCUGGUUUUGAUAUUUGGGGUGGUGAAAAUCUUGAAAUAUCAUUUAAAAUUUGGAUGUGUGGUGGUGAAUUACUAAUUGUGAGUUGUUCACAUGUAGGUCAUAUUUUUAGAAAGAAAUCGCCAUACAAAUGGAGAACAGGUGUUAAUGUUCUUAAAAAAAAUUCUGUACGCCUUGCUGAAGUAUGGUUAGAUGAGUAUAAAGAAUAUUACUAUGAACGUAUUAAUCAUAAAUUAGGAGAGUUUGGUGAUAUUUCUGAUCGUAUAGCUCUUCGUAAACGUCUUAACUGUAAAUCGUUCAAAUGGUAUCUUACUAACAUUUUUCCUGAAUUAUUUAUUCCUGGAGAUGCUAUUGCUAAAGGAGAGAUUCGAAACUUAGCUAAUCCAUUUGAUAGUUAUUCUCAAUAUUGUAUCGAUUGUGCAUUUAAAAAAAGAGAGAAAAAAAAGCCAGUUUCUUUGUAUAUUCGUAAUUUGGCUACUUUGGAUGAUUACAAUAUGUGUGUUGAUGCUUCUGUCGGGGAUGAAGUCUCUGGAGAAGAAGUUAAACCAUAUAGAUGUCAUUUACAAGGAGGAAAUCAGUAUUGGAUGUUAUCAAAUACUGGUGAAAUACGACGUGAUGAAAGUUGUAUAGAUUAUGAUGGAAAACAGAUAAUGAUAUAUCCUUGCCAUGGAUCGAAAGGUAAUCAACAAUGGGUAUAUAGUUCUCAGUUAAAACAACUGAAACAUUUUGUAUCAAAAAAAUGUCUUUCAAUGAAAAAGGAUACUAUAAAACUUUUCAUGGCAAAAUGUGAUACUAAAGAUGUUUAUCAACAAUGGAGAUUCCAAAAUUAUAAUCACACAAAAGCCAUAGAAUCGGGAUACAUUAAAAUUUAA
This is a messenger RNA of Strongyloides ratti, 2076 nucleotides long. RefSeq names its product Putative polypeptide N-acetylgalactosaminyltransferase 9. NCBI's taxonomy places the organism in Eukaryota, Metazoa, Nematoda, Chromadorea, Rhabditida, Strongyloididae. The record is from RefSeq and is a predicted model, not a curated record. Gene Ontology annotation, cellular component: Golgi apparatus. The coding region runs from base 1 to 2076 and encodes 691 amino acids. The transcript has 6 exons.